AUGGAGACUCAGGAAGACAGUCUUGACCUGACCUACUUGAAAAAUGCAGCCUUAGGCCUCAGUGAAUCCCAGGCUUCACUUAGCGGACACACGGCUUUCGCUCUUACGCGACUAACAUCAACAGCUGCGGGCUAUGGUUCACUCCUUGAAUAUGGAAUGCUCAGCAACCAGUCUAUGGUUGUCUCGGAGAAACCCAUCAGUUCCACGUCGAGUGUAAAACACGAUCACCCCGAUGACCACACUGGAAAGUCAGUAUACAACACAGCCAUGUCAAACCCGAGAUCUUCUGCCACGGGAAGGUCAAAUACCGCCCCAAAUGUACAGGAUGGAGAAGUAUCGCCUUCAGGAAGUGUUUUGGGGGAUACCCAGCCAGUAUCUCAGUCGGUGUACGAGGGAUUAUUGAAUAGCAGAAAUAUGGACAACGCUUCCUUGGAACGCCCGUUUACAAAGGUUAUAGAAACGGCGGAGGGUGGAACUACGCAAAUGACGCUGCAUGAAGGCGAUACAGGGCAUGUGGAUUUAUUUUCUGAGGCUGGAAGCAUCGCGGGCCCUGCCCACCCCCACGAAGACCGUGACUCGCAAAUCUCUGAUACGGGGAAUUCCUCUCCGACACAGUACGAGCCAUUUCCAGAAUCGCAAAGAUUCACUACAAGCACCCCAGCAAUGCAAACUGGCCGGAACUUGUCGAAUAUUCCUAGCACAGUUACUCCCUCGACCCUUCGGAACCCCUUCGCACCGGAUAAUAAAACACCAGGGUCUGUCAUGGCGUUAAGUCAGCUUUUCAAUGCAACGCAGGCCGCCUCAUCUCCGUCUGCUCAUAUGCCCCGGCUAGAACUACCGUCUGAUAUGCCAUCGCCAAAUAUUCCUAUUCAGCGGCCGAUCCGUAAUGCUAUAACUUUCCCUUCAAAAUUUAUAGACUCGUCCAUGUCUCAACCUGACCAAAUUGAACCAGAGGCAAAUUAUAUAUCCAUGAAAGAAUCGCAAGCCGAACGAGAAAAACGGGGUUUAAAACAAAAAUCUGAUCUAGGUGGCAUUGUCGGAGAUGACGAUUUCUUUCAAGCCGAAGAGUCUGCCAUUGAGCGCCGCAUACGCCAAAUGCAGUUGAAAAAUGAAGUUCGAAAGGAAUUUGAGAACAUUAAAGCCCCAGCAAGAGUAGUUCAACGCAGAAAUUCUAGACGUAAUGUCUCAUCUUCGCCGCCUCUAACUGCAGCCCAAAUGCUUAACAGACAGAAAUCCCUAGACCCGGUGCUAGAAGAUAAUGAUGAGGAGAAGGUUCUCAAUAGUGAUAGAGGUGAGGAUAGUGAGGUUGAAACUGAACAGGAGGAGAUUUCCAUGAUUCAACCGCUCUGCAGCUCUCAGCGGACCCAAUCUUUCUCUGAAGAGGACAAGGAAAAUGUUGAUAGUGGCCCUCCUCAAACUUCGAAUAUAGCUGUUAAUACUCAUAGUGCGCUUUCGAGUGUCUUGGAUCUUGACCGGAGUCCGUUGAUUAGCCGCCAAAGGGCUGUUGGAGCGCUUUGUUCUCCCAAAGAAACAGGUUCUCGACCUACAACCAAUUCCGGCCUAGGAGUACGACCACCUUGGGCUUCUCAGCCAGAAACAAGAAAUAACCCUCGAGAAUGUGUGAUCAAAUAUGGAACACAAGGGAAAGAACACGAUACCAACUCCCUGGGCCAUAGAAAUACAUCAAUUGACGACGAAAUAAGGCCCAGAAACCUGUUGAAACAAAUACCUUCAUCACCUCCUCUAAGGGACCUUGACAAAAUUAUCAAUUGUCAGACAGACGAUGAGAAUGAGCUAUCGGACCCGGAACUUCCAUCACCGUCACCCUUGCCGAAAAUAGUCAAUGAUAGCCUAACUUCUCAUCAUCCAACACCUGGCACCCGUGGACCCGAGGUGUCAAAUCUAAACAAAGAAUCUUCUAUAACUUCACGGGUCUUUGAGACCCCUUCCCAGUCUGCCUCAGACGGGAGAACUAUAUUACGAACAGUUCCUGACACUAGUCCCACGGGUCGACGACGUUUUUUCUCCGUGUCCGCUACUGUCUCUUGUCAUCCAAAAGCAUUCAAAGAUACUACCGAUGGUAUGGACGAUGAUGAUAAUCUACCUGACCCGCCACGUUUCAAGGGCUCUACUAUAUUAAAAUCACUUGGGUCUCAAGAACUAGCGACCUCCCGUACUUCCCGUCAUGUUCAGGCUAUCCUGUCUAGCCCUAGUGGCCGUCAGCGGAGGAGUAUGACAGCCAUUGCCUCAGACCAAUCCCCACGGCUUGCUGCUUCCGAUAUCCCUAUCAACGAAAUUCGUCUAAUUAAUGCAGAUGACCGUAUCUUUCAAUCAAUGAUUGCUUCCAUCGAUUCCCCCAUAAAAAAGAGACGCGGCAACGAUGGCAAGAAAAUCCAGAAUAUUAUACGAAGUCAUCAUCACAAUUUGGCCAACGAGCUAGACUACAAUACGCCAGCCUAUAGCCCUAUCUCUCCCAGUGAGAAAGUGGAUAAUGCAAUCUCUAGGUCCCUUCAAAGGGCGCCUAAGCCGCUACCUCAAUCAUCAGAGUCUCGCGAUGACGAAGACGCCACUGAUAUUUGGGAUGUCCAAGUCUCCCCUCAAAGCCGUGUGGAAAAACCCAAUGUUUCCCAAGAUCCUAGUCUUCAAAGGGAGAUGCACAAGGGGAAUCGGGUUAAUAACCGGAAAAGGCGCGCAAUCCUUGAUGCUGUCGUUAUUCAUCUCCCGCCCAGCUCAUCCUCUACACCACUUGAACUUUUAUCGCGUACCCCUAGUUCACCCUCUCUUCCGGCUGAAACAGAGAAAAUUGAUUCGACUCAUAAAUUCAACAAGGACACAGAAAAACUCAAUAAGGAAAUUAUCGCUGCAAAUAAUAUCUUCGCCUUCUUCAACGGUCGACCAACCGGGUAUUACCCAGCGAUCUGUGUGGCCACUAAUGAUGGUGUUGCAAGCCAGCAGCUUCUUGUCAAUUUCGAUGAUUCCGGAGUUGCUGAGAAAAUUGAUAUCCGCGGAGCCAAAUCCUUAGAACUGAGAAUUGGUGAUAUUGUAAAAGUUAACCACCCUGAUAUACCCAAGGCUCCGCAUUAUAUCAUAGGAUUUGGCACAAAAAUACAAACCCCAACGGUCAUAGGUGCUGAUAUGAGCAAUUGGGAUAAACAGAUGUCCGAUAUCUAUGGUCACACCACUGUUCGCUUGAAGAGAAAGUUGACCAAGGUUGUUCCCAAGGGCAAGAUUCCACGGACUAUUUCUGUACCCAUAUCCAGGAUAUAUUUGGAUCAAAAUCUAUGGUCGAGAUUUGGAGAACGCCCUUAUUCCCCUAAAUCACUACCAAGAGAUUCGCAUUCUGGAGUGCACCAAACAAUGGAGCAAAGCAUGCAAGGUCGUAUCACCCAAUUUUCACAAGCUCCAGUCGUCGAACCUGGCAGAAUUGGCAUAUUUUCUGGAAUGACUUUUGCCCUUUCCUACUCUGGAAAUGAGAAGAGAGGCAAAGAUGUUGAGUCUAUGCUUUCUGAUAACGGUGGAGUGAUCCUCAAAGAUGGAUUUGAUCAACUAUUUGAGUCAUCUUCAUGGGGACUUGCGCAACACACUACCAAAGACGAACAGCUACAAACCGAAGGUCCUCUAAUGCUUACCCAACGUGCUAAAGAGAUGGGCUUUACCUGUUUGAUUACCGAUCAAUACUCAAGGCGCGCCAAGUACAUGCAAGCUUUGGCUCUUAACCUUCCAUGCCUUGCUAGCCAGUGGGUAUAUGAGUGCAUCGAGAAGCAGGAAGUUGUGGAAUGGGAGCCAUACCUUCUUGCUGCAGGGUCUUCCAUAGCCCUCGACAAUGCCGUGAAGUCACGAAUACUUAGGCCAUAUCAUCCUUCCGAAGCGAAGCUGCUAGAUGUGAUUAGUGCCCGCCCAAAGGUCUUCACCAACCAAUUUAUGCUGUUUGUUAUGGGCCGCAAGCAGGCAGCACAGCAACGAAAAGCAUAUGCAUUUCUCACUCGCGCCCUAGGCGCUGAGCAUGUUUAUCCCGUUCAAACUCUACAAGCUGCUCUUGAUAUAUUAUCACAAACUAAGGAGCCUCAUCCGGAACCAAAAGGCUGGGUUAAAGGGUGCAGCAGAUGGGAUUGGAUAUAUGUUGGCGAUGAGAGUGCGGUUACCACUGCGCGCACAGCUCUAUCCAAACUGCAGUCUGCCUCCGGUCCUGAAGUACGAAGCCGCAGACGGUCCAGCAAGGCAUUGGAAGGGUCAAACUGUGACAACGUGAAGACGGUCGACGACGCUAAAAACAUCAAGAUAUUGGAUAAUGAAUUCCUAUGUCAAGUUUUGAUACUAGGUCGAUUGUUUGAGAGUUGGACGGAAACAGAAGUUUUAAUAAUACCCUAG
This is a messenger RNA of Microsporum canis CBS 113480, 4368 nucleotides long. Its product is annotated as BRCT domain-containing protein. Gene Ontology annotation, molecular function: histone binding. The transcript is spliced from 3 exons. NCBI's taxonomy places the organism in Eukaryota, Fungi, Ascomycota, Eurotiomycetes, Onygenales, Arthrodermataceae. Gene Ontology annotation, cellular component: nucleus. Gene Ontology annotation, biological process: positive regulation of transcription by RNA polymerase II; DNA damage checkpoint signaling. The record is from RefSeq and is a predicted model, not a curated record. The coding region runs from base 1 to 4368 and encodes 1455 amino acids.